AUGCCGAGCAUGGCCCGAUUCGGUCGGGCCAAGAAAACGCCAAAAGCAGUAGCCAACAAUGCUAACUCGGACAUGCUUGUAUCACCUACGUCAGAUCCUCCGCGACGGUCCCCUCGUGUCAGCCUACCACAUGUGGAAACCCAACUGAAUAUGCAUCAAUAUAGCGGUCUUUUUGAUCUGGACUCCCCGGAACGUCUAAAGGCUGUGGAAUCUUCUGCAGAGUCGAUUAACUCGCAUUCCUCGAACACCCGAACGAAUGGUUCGACCCUUACUAACAGUGACUCAAUGACAACUGAAUGGUCUUCGGCAGUCGGUCACGCAGCCACGGGCAAAUCCGGUCGUGUCAUACAUAAUCUACAGGAGGAUAUUGCCCGCUUGACGCGAGAGUGCAGUGUCUAUCGUUCCCGGGCCGAAGAAACGCAGCGAAUGAACGAUGCUUUUAAGACACAGGUACAGAACAUGACGGAACGUCUCCGGAACCUGGAGCAGGCACACGAGACGAACCUACAUUCGAUCUCUCGCAAGGAUAAGAAAAUCGAGGAGUUACGCGCAGAGGUGCAGAGCGAAAAGGAUAGACGACUGCGGGCAGAGACGGAGACGAACAAAUUUCAUCAACUGAUGGAUGAAAGUCGUGAUGAUUUCAAUCGGAAAUGCGCGGAGUUGCAGGAGAUCGCAAACCAUGCCCGGACCCAGUAUGACGUGCUCGCCAAAGCUGGACAACGUGAGCGAGCAGAUCAACAGAGGAGGGUGAAGGUGAUUCGCGAUGAGAUCGAUGCUCUAAAAACACGGCAAGAAGAAAAGGGCCUGCACCUUGAGCGCUUGGAUGCUGUUAUGGCCCAGAAAAAUCGUGAGAUUGAGAUUGGCCGAGAAAAUUUUGACAAGCUUUUUGAGGUGUACGAGUCUUAUAAAAAAGCCCAUGAUGAAGAAGUCCACGCACUCGUUGAAAGGGGUCGCCAGGGCAAUGCCGACUUAGACGCAGCUUUGGCUUCUUUGAAGGAAACUGAAGAUCGAAUGAAAUGGGCAAUUCAGGUCAAGAACGAGGUCAAAGGUGCCAACUAA
This is a messenger RNA of Aspergillus caelatus, 1059 nucleotides long. RefSeq lists its product as uncharacterized. The transcript is spliced from 2 exons. Bases 1 to 1059 code for a protein of 352 amino acids. NCBI's taxonomy places the organism in Eukaryota, Fungi, Ascomycota, Eurotiomycetes, Eurotiales, Aspergillaceae. The record is from RefSeq and is a predicted model, not a curated record.